AUGGUUCAGUUCACUGAGGAUAUGGUUCUAAAUGAGUUUCUGAGGCUAGAGGAAUCAAAAUCACCAGGUCCUGAUGAGACUCCGGCGACAAUGUUGAAGAUGCUCACCAGUGCGUUGUCUAAGCCACUCUCCAUGCUUUUCCAUACAUCCUUCGAGAACGCAUAUCUGUCAACCGACUGGAAGUCGUCGUGGAUUACGUGGCUGUACAAGGGCGGAAGUCAGGUCUCUGCGAACAAUUACAGACCGGUCAGCCUCACCUCCGUUUGCUGUAAGAUUAUGGAGAAGAUAAUAAAGCAACAACUAAUGCAGUUCCUUGAACACAACCAUAUGUUUACCGAUUCCCAGCAGGGAUUCCGAAAAGGCAGAUCCUGUGUGACAAACCUGCUCUACUGUCUGGAACACUGGACUAGGGCUGUUUAUAGAGGAGAUAUGGUGCAUGCCAUCUAUAUCGACUUUAAAAAGGCCUUCGAUAGUGUGCCUCACCACCGCCUUCUAUACAAACUUAGCCGUGCAGGAAUGCGAGGUAAGCUUCUGAUGUGGAUUCGUAGCUUUUUACUCGGCCGCUCUCAAGCCGUCCACGUCGGUGACCAACAAUCUGCCGAGGUUGCCGUUAAGAGUGGUGUUCCCCAAGGCUCUGUUCUUGGCCCUACACUGGUCCUCGUAUACGUCAAAGACUGCGCAAACGAACUGGAUUGCGAUGUCGCAAUGUUUGCCGAUGACAUAAAGAUCUGGAGUACCAUACGAAGCGAAGUCGACGAGGCGCGACUGCAGACAAAUCUGGACCACCUCUAG
Molecule: messenger RNA, 792 nt
Organism: Spirometra erinaceieuropaei
Lineage: Eukaryota; Metazoa; Platyhelminthes; Cestoda; Diphyllobothriidea; Diphyllobothriidae
Source: the annotation of a GenBank genome assembly